Molecule: messenger RNA, 3900 nt
Organism: Apis dorsata (giant honeybee)
Lineage: Eukaryota; Metazoa; Arthropoda; Insecta; Hymenoptera; Apidae
Gene: omd
Product: integrator complex subunit 5
Exons: 11
Coding region: 280-3072 (930 amino acids)
Biological process (GO): snRNA 3'-end processing
Cellular component (GO): integrator complex
Source: RefSeq, a predicted model, not a curated record
GAAACAUUAUUUGAAGAAUGAAAAAACGUAUAUUAUAUUUUAAGUUUAUUAUAUAUUAUCACACAUUUAUAUCUUUUAACUUCUUAAUUUUUUUAAUAUAUAAUAAUAAUAAUAAUAAUAAUAAUAAUAAUAAUAAUAAUAAUAAUAAUAAUAAUGAUUACAAGAAAUGUUGCAACUGCAAUGAAUUAGUUUUAUGAUUAUAUUUAACCUAAAAUUUAAGAAAAGUAAAAGAAAAUGCUAUAUUUUUUAAAUUACGUUUAUUAACAGAUCAAAAUUAAAAUGUUACAUCCAACUGGAACAUUAUCACCACAAGAUAUUUUGGCAGAAGUUAGAAAAUUUAUUUCUGGAGCAGUUCGCCCAACUCAUAGCACAAGCACACUUGAUGUAACGCGAACAGCUUUAUCUUUACUUCGAAAUGUACCUGCUGCAAGAGAUGCAGUACUUGAAUAUUUUUGCAACGUGUUUUUUGUUGCAGUUACCAAAUAUGUUCGCCAAAUCGAAACAAAUCAAAAUUUAGCAAUAUGUGAAGAAACUAUAAUAGCAGAAAUUCACAAUGUUUUAAGUAGCUUUAUUAAUGGAAAUCCAGAAGCUUGGGCACCAAUUAUUUCAGCAUGGUCAUUAGAAUUAUUAGGUAAACUUUCUUCAGAUUAUGCAAAACGUGGAAAUUUACCUGUGAAUGCUGGAAUUAAUGAUUUUCUUCAACAAUGGAUGUCUUGUUGUGCCACACGUACUCUGAUUGAUAUCACAGCACAAUGUCUUCAAUGUCUUAUGCAUUCAGAUACAGAAUCCUGUAUUAAAGCACUAUUAGAUACUAGUGUAUUACAUAGCCCUCAUUUUGAUUGGGUAGUAGCUCAUGUUGGAAGUUGUUUUCCAAAUACAGUUAUUACCAGAGUAUUAUCAUGUGGCCUAAAAGAUUUUUGUGCAAUAGGACAUGAACAUAAUGUUAAAAAUCCUAAAUUGAAUUCAGUAGUUGGAAUUUUGGGACAUUUGGCUGGUAGUCAUUUUCAAGAUAUUACAAGAGCUUUAUUAGAUUUAUUCAAAUGGAGCUUAGAAGAAGAUGUAAAUAUUGAUGAGGAUACAAAGAAUCAAAAAUUGGCUACUGUUCCAUUUCUUCUAAAUCUAGCAUCUCUUUCACAAACUCUUUUAAAAGCAAUAACAAAUGAUAUAUUACAAACAUUAAAACCAGAUAUAAUUCCACAAUUAGCAUUAUUUGCAUUAGAUUGGUGUAAAUACUUUGAUAAUCAACCAGAAGCUUUGAUAGAUUUAACUGUUCAUUUGAUAUUAGGAUGCGAACAAGGAGCAUCUCAGAUAAUAAAUAUUUUACUAGAUACUAGUUUAAAUACAAGCAAUGUUGGGUAUCAUAGCAUUAAUGCUGCUCAAAGUGUAAAAAACGUAUGUUCUGAAAUAUUAGAAUUAGUAUUACAAGAAAUUGAUUUACGUUUGAGAACACAUGGACCACAAUGUGCAAAUAUUUCCUUAUUAAAUUCUAUGAAACAAGAAUUGCCAGUAAUAUUACCAUUAUUACUAAAUCAAAAUUCAUUACGUGUUCAAACUGCUGUGCGAUUGCUAUGUUUUCUUGGAAGUCAAAGUCCUAAUAUUUUAAUAUCUGCAGCAUCAUAUAUGUUAAUCAAAGCUAUAACUACUUUUCAUCUUGCGGCUUUGAUACGGUUAGUUUCUAAUAAUAUCAUACUAUUUUCCUCUAAUAAAUCUGAAACAGAGAAUGUAUUAGCUAGUUAUAGCUAUUUUACACAAGUUGUAGAACAAGCACUUCGAGAAAUAAAUUACAAAAAUGUUAUAGAGAAACAAGAAACAAGACAACUCUUUCAAAAUCUUACAAUAUUGCUAAAAUGGGAAAAAUCUAAUAAGGUAGUAGUAUUUCGAUCAAAAAUGAUAACUCACGCUAUAAAAUCCAAUUUACACCAAAUUUCCACUCUAUUAACUAAAACAAUGGAUUUCAAUUUAGCUAAUGAUAUUGCUAAAAUGUUAGAUUUAUUUAGUAUGUCUGAAAAAGAUAAUUUUAUGCCAAAUGUAGAACUUACUUUAAAAUUAACAAGAGCUAUAAUUCAAUAUUUUUUUUUAUGUAUAGCAGAAAAUGAUAUUACAAAAAAACAGCAGGGUAUGAAAAUCAUUUGUCAUUUAUUAAAAGAUUUAACUUUUUAUUCAUCUUGUGCCCGAGUUUUAGCUUUAAGAGAAAUUUUGGGACAUAGUAUCAAUAAUGAUCCUGCAAAAUAUUUUGGAGCAAAAGAAAAAUUUGAACAAAAAUUUGAGGAAAUAUUACUUUUACAUCAAAAUCAUAAACAGGUUACAAGUACGAUGUUAGCUCAAAAACAUUCUUCGGUAUUUCACGCUGGCGUCAUUGGACAUGGUCCUAGAAGACCACCACCAGAAAAUACAAUUGAUAAAGAAAUUAUUGCUUUAAAUAAAAUAUUGCUGAUUGAUGUAAUAAAGGCUUGUUGUAGCAAUCGUGAAUCGGAACGAUAUCCUGUGAACUUAGAUGCUUUAACAAUGGUCAGUUUAUUAUUAGUUGAAUUAGUUUCACCUGAUGUUAUGUAUAAUGGACUACCAUGGCCUGAUGAAGAAUUUACAAAGGUUACUAUAGAAAGAGAUUUACAAAUCCGUCGAACAUUUAAAGAUGUACCAUUAUUAUGGACAUUGUUAGAAUUAACAGCUUGGUACAGACCAGCUUUAGCUUAUUGUUCAGUUUUGUUGAGAGGUAUUGCUGCCACAGUUAUAGCCAACUGGAAUAUCGAAGAAGGUACUUUACUCGUAAGUGUUAUGGCACUUGGUCAAUUAUUACCACCUCCAUUGGCAAGUAUAAGAGAUAUUUUACCAAUUUUAGAACCGCAUCAGAUAAAUACUAUAAUGAAAGAAUGUGUAUGGGCUUAUAUGCGUGAAAAUGUUCCAUCACCAGCUCUUUUUACGCGCAGCGAAGGAGCUAAUAUUGCUUGGAGAGAUACAGAUACUUCUACUCCAAAUUUACGAUUUACAGAAACACUCCGUUUAGUUUUGUUAGCCAAUAUCCAUAUAUUGGGUCCACUUUAUGCUGCCCUCUUUUAUAAUGAAAAUAAAUAAUUGUACUUUUUACAAUAUAUACAUAAUCUUGUGGAUAGAAUGACAAAAAUUUAACAAAUUAAUUGUUAAAUUGUAUUAAAAAAGUUUUUAAAUAUUAAUAUAUUUUUUAAAUGUCCACACAUUUUUAUAAUAUUUUUAGAUUAUUUUAUUAAAUUACUAUAGAACAUCUUCAAUUAAUAUUGCAUUAAUUCUUUAUUUAAAAUGAUUUUGGAUUAAUACUUAAACAUGGGUUUUUCAUUUACUAUUCUGGACAAUAAAUAUAUUUUCAGUCAUGUUUUAAUAACAAUUCUACAUAUAAAAUAAAAGAUAUCAUUUAUAUUAUAUAAAAUAGGAGUUAAGUGUACUAAUUUUUGAAUAUAACUAAGUAAUAUACAAUAUAAUACGAUAUACAAAUACAAUGCACAUAAUUUAUAAAUAAUUUCCACCAUUUUUAUCUAUUUAUGUCAAAUGAAUUAUUUUCAUUUUCUUAAAUAUAAUUUGCUACUUUCAAACGCUAAAAACAAAUUAAUAUAAAUUGGAGCAAGAAGGGAAACAAGACAAAUAACAAGCUUUACUUUUUAUAAAAGCAUAUUCACUUAAAUACAUAAGAAACAAAUAUUACUUUACUUUUAUUAUUAUUAAUAUAGGAAUGAUAUUUAUGAUGAGCGAACAUUGUACGAAUUAGUUGAUUGUACGAAUACCCUAGGUGGGUGUCUCGUCCUGACGAAAUGAUUAUACAUUAUGCAAUGAUUCGAUUCGCAUAAACGUCACGAUCUUAAUCGCGCGUUUUGAGAGUCUUUUAUAUGACUCCGUAUUACUCGGAGUAUAAAACACUAGUAAAAAAAAAAA